AUGGUCGAGUCGUCCAGCGACGAUAUCCUCAAAGAUGCCGAUAAAGUCGAUGUCGCGUUCCUCGUAGUAGGAGACCCAUUCGGAGCGACCACACACACCGACCUUGUCCUCCGUGCCCGCGAACUCUCUAUUUCCACUCGCUCCAUUCCCAACGCCAGCAUCCUGACAUCCAUCGGCGUAACUGGUCUACAGCUCUACAACUUCGGACAAACAGUCUCCAUGGUCUUCUUCCUCGACAACUGGAAGCCUGCCUCCUUCUACGACCGUAUCAAGGAGAACGUCUCCAUCGGCCUACAUACGCUCGUCCUUGUCGACAUCAAAGUCAAAGAACAAAGUAUAGAGAACAUGGCGCGCGGACGCCUGAUCUACGAGCCACCGCGGUACAUGACAGUCGCGCAGUGCGCACAGCAGAUGCUGGAGAUUGAGGAGGAUGUCAAGAAGGAGGGUGCCUACACAAAGGAUAGUCUGGCUGUGGGUGUUGCACGCGUGGGUGCCGAGGAUCAGCAGAUCGUUGCCGGCACGUUAGCACAGCUAUGUGACGCGGAUCUCGGAAAGCCGCUGCAUAGUUUGGUGCUGCUCGGUCGCCGGACACACGACCUCGAGAGGGAUUUCCUUGAGGAAUUUGCUGUGGAUAAGGAGAGCUUUAGGGAGGUGUGGAAGAGGGACUAUGAGGGCAAGCAAUGA
Alternaria atra is the source of this 684-nucleotide messenger RNA. RefSeq lists its product as uncharacterized. The record is from RefSeq and is a predicted model, not a curated record. Gene Ontology annotation, biological process: protein histidyl modification to diphthamide. Bases 1 to 684 code for a protein of 227 amino acids. Gene Ontology annotation, molecular function: diphthine synthase activity. The transcript has 2 exons. Lineage: Eukaryota; Fungi; Ascomycota; Dothideomycetes; Pleosporales; Pleosporaceae.